CCCCUCCCGAAAGAUCUGUUCAAUUCAACAGGAGUGGAUGUCUACUGCAUUCUGAAACUCUUCACAAUGACCCUUGUCCUGGUCCUCUUCAUCGGGUGCAACGUCAUCCAUAAUGCCAAAGAAGCCCAGCAGGCCAAGGACAUUCUUUGCGGCGGCAGCCAGGAUUUCGUGCACGGCAUUCACCCGGAACUCGGCCUCGUUGCUGUAGCUGAUACGAAGCCCUUCAAGGCGCACGCAGGCUUCGAGAUUCCUGGGAUGCGUGAAGUGUUGGAUGAUGUGGUUUCCAAGUACGAUCUGGACACCUUCGUACGAGUGGGCGGUAGCUGGGGCAGGGUCCAGGAGGAUGAUGAAAGCCCGAUUGUUCUGCACAGUGAGGACGGGGUAAACCAACUGUCAGAUUGGGUGAAAUCACCUUUGAACUUCGCCAGUAUGCCUGUUGCUUGUCGUGAUCAAGAGAUUGGCGGCAUCGUGUAUUAUCCCGGGAGCGAAAUUCCUGUGUGGGGGCCUGCAAGUUCUACGUUCGCUGCAUUUACCAGCUGGGCGUGGCAAUCCCUGACGGCGAUGACGGGUGCCACCAACUGCACCCAAGCAAGAACGUUGUGCGACGACAUGGCCAUGCCAUUGGUGCGCGUUUUGUGUCCUGACACCUGCGGCUGCAACGCCGCAGACAGCGGCGUCACCUUUGACUACGGCUGUCUCGAGCAAUGCAGAGGUACAGCGGGGGCCUUCAGGGAAAGUUUGGAUCAGGCCCCGUGCCAGGACUUCACGGGCGAAGCGCGACGCCAGGAAGCCUGGCAGCGCUUCUGGACCGUAUAUUGGACUGGCAGUGGCGACAGUCUGAGGCAGUAUUUGCAGGGGAACUGUAGUCUUAUCCCAGUCCCCAGGUUUUGCAACUUCUAUCCCUGGACCCACAACGGGCAGCGCGAUGUGAAGCUUCGCCCGCUGACCGCGCUCUGCCCAGAGACAUGUGGCUGUGCUGACUCGAAUGACUCAGACUCUGUCACAUGGUGCCCCAAAAGUUGCGUAAGCCGUGAGGCAGUCUGA
This is a messenger RNA of Symbiodinium necroappetens, 1044 nucleotides long. NCBI's taxonomy places the organism in Eukaryota, Dinophyceae, Suessiales, Symbiodiniaceae. The record is from the annotation of a GenBank genome assembly.